This is a messenger RNA of Teleopsis dalmanni, 907 nucleotides long. RefSeq names its product bifunctional endo-1,4-beta-xylanase XylA. Lineage: Eukaryota; Metazoa; Arthropoda; Insecta; Diptera; Diopsidae. Bases 140 to 742 code for a protein of 200 amino acids. The transcript is spliced from 2 exons. Gene Ontology annotation, molecular function: structural constituent of cuticle. The record is from RefSeq and is a predicted model, not a curated record.
CAAUCGCAAAAUAAACAGUUCGUUCGUGUCAGUACGAAAAGCCAAUUGGAAGUUUAAAAUUUUAAGUUUUAUAGUCCGAUUAGGUUGGAUUAGCAACAGCACCUUUUAUUCUUGCAAUAAAAUAAUAGGAUUUUUUAAAAUGUUCUUCAAACUGUGUUUAUUAUCAGUUAUUGCGUUAACUUUCGCAAAACCUCAACAUGCACCUGCUGCACAAUUUCCCGCUGGUGUAAAUCCACAGGACUGUCCCGGCUUCCCUAUCUGUGAUAAUGCUAGACUACAUAAUCCUCAAUCAAAUUGGGGCGCACCACAACCAUCAUGGAACUCACAGCCAUCAUGGAAUAACGGACAAUCACAAUGGAAUAACAAUGGCCAAUGGAAUAAUGGACAAUCAUCAUGGAAUAAUAAUAAUGAUGAUGGUCAAUGGAAUGGUGGACAUGAUCAAUGGAAUAAUAAUAAUGAUCAAUGGAAUAAUGGAGGACAAUCAUCAUGGAACAAUGGAGGACAAUCAUCAUGGAACAAUGGAGGACAAUCAUGGAAUGGAGCACCUAGUGGCGGAAACGCUGGCUCUGGUCAAUUCCCAGCUGGUGUCAACCCACACUCUUGCCCUAAUUAUCCAUUCUGCAAUAUUAAUGGCGGCGGUUCAGCCCCAGUAGCUGCACCACCAUUGCCUGGUUGGAGUGAACGUCAAUACCCUGCCGGAGUGUCACCACACCAAUGUCCCAACUUCCCAUACUGCAAGUAACUUUCAGUAGUGUAAUCUUUUCUAUGCCACAGAAUUUCGAGGUGCUGUUGUAAAAUAAUUUCGGACUUACUCAUCCUUAAGACAAUUUUCUUCAUUCCGAUCUUCUCGAAAUUGUUGAAACUGAUAUUAAAUUAAAACGCAUUCUCACGCAAAAAAAGUUCUCAA